Messenger RNA from Ceratitis capitata (Mediterranean fruit fly), 660 nucleotides. RefSeq lists its product as uncharacterized. The record is from RefSeq and is a predicted model, not a curated record. Lineage: Eukaryota; Metazoa; Arthropoda; Insecta; Diptera; Tephritidae. The transcript has 2 exons. The coding region runs from base 90 to 614 and encodes 174 amino acids.
GGCUAAAAUAGAGACGAGUAAACGCAAGAUGGCUGAAGAAUGGUCAGACGAAAUUUUUGUAUGAAACAGAAAUACAAUAUCCUGAGGCUAUGAUUAUAAACAGCGAUAACUUAAGUGCAAUGAAUUUAGUUCAGAACCCCGUAUGCUAUGCAGAUGGCUCCAUAACCAGAGUUUGUUGUAUCGGUUACACAGGUGAUGGCUACAAUUGCAUCUCCGACUGCCCGAAUGGUUGUCCGAACGGUAGUUGCGUUGCCCCAAAUUUGUGUAGGUGUGACAAAGGAUUUACUAAAUACCGCGGACCAUACUCAGCCUGCGAACCAAUACCAACCACACCUGAAACUAGUACCUUGGAGACCACAUUUGAAACCACCCCGAUGACCACAUCAAUGCCGAAUUGUUUUGAUUUCUGUUACAAUGGCACAUGCGUUAACAAUUUGUGUAAUUCUACUUGCCUUGAAGGCUUUGAACAACAAGCUGAUAAUCACUUCGUAUGCAAAAGUAAACUUGUAGUCUCGGGCAGCAGCACAACGUGGACUCAUUAUAAUUUAAUUCCAUAUUUUGUUUCAUCAAUUUAUAGUUAUAUAUUUGCUAAGGAAUUAUUUAUAUUUUUGUAAAAUACACAGUAAAUGGAAUAAUGGAAUGAAAUUCGCAUUAAAAAGA